Messenger RNA from Quercus lobata, 1176 nucleotides. RefSeq names its product F-box protein At3g08750-like. Gene Ontology annotation, molecular function: protein binding. NCBI's taxonomy places the organism in Eukaryota, Viridiplantae, Streptophyta, Magnoliopsida, Fagales, Fagaceae. Bases 1 to 1176 code for a protein of 391 amino acids. The record is from RefSeq and is a predicted model, not a curated record. The transcript has a single exon.
AUGAGAGAAAGUCGUCCACAACCACUGAUUCUCCAAUGGAGGAAGAACCAUCUUCCGUAUGACAUUGUACUGAACAUCCUGGAAAGACUACCCGUGAAAUCAGUGAUAAGAUUCAGGUUUGUUUGCAAAUUCUGGGACUCUUUAAUCACCACCCCAUAUUUCAUCUCCACCCACCUUAAUUUCAACAACAAAGAGUCCCAUGAUAAUGCUAAUGGUUAUGUCAUACACAUGGGUUCUUCUCGGUCUUCUGACAGACAAGUCUGUACGGUUGCUUUAGACCGCACGUUUGAUAGGAUUUCUGAGGUUCAAAUUCCCAUAGAUAUUUCUCUUGAUUCUGUCCGAAUGGUCGGUUCCUGCAAUGGCUUAUUGUGUUUCGCUAAGCAUGGUUCCCGUAAAGCUAUAUAUUUUUGCAAUCCUAGCAUUAGAAAAUUCAAGACUUUGCCUGAACCUUGCUUAGGCCAUUUAAAACAUGUUUCAGUUGGAUUCGCUUAUCAUUCUGAGAAUAAUGACUACAAGGUUGUGAGGAUUUCAUCUUCUCCUUGGAUGUCAAUUGUCUCUCUGCCUGAGAUUGAGGUGUACACAUUAAGUUCGGAUUCAUGGAGAAGCAUUGGAAUCGAGUUCGCAACCAAUGUUAUAGUCUAUGAUUAUAAUUGUCGUUUGACAAUCCCAUUGGUUAGUGGAGCUUUGCACUGGCUGGCACAUAUCAAAGAAGGAGAAGAGAAGCAGGGCAUUGAUAUUAUUAUGGCAUUUGAUGUCAAUACUGAGAAAUUCAGAAAGCUAGCAGCAUUUCCUCAUGUUUUUAUCGAGACAAAUCCUUGUGACAGAUACCUUACAUCAUUCAAAAGGAAACUGGCUUUCAUUACAUUUGGAAGUAGUGAACAACCUGGCUCCCCGUGCUCCAUAUGGGUUAUGAUGGAGUAUGGUGUGGUUGAGUCUUGGAUUAAACUUUCUGUUAUACCGUUUGAAAGAGUACCUCGUUGCAUUGCCUUUACCGAGUACGGUUCACUUCUGAUUUGGUCCAGCAACGAUCAAGUAGAGAAUCAGGGAUCUAAGUUUGUUUCAUUUGAUGCUGAAACUCUACAUAAGAAGGAUCUUGAUAUACAAUAUACAUCAUUUGCAGCUACUUUCGUGGAGAGCCUUGUUUUACUUGAUGAAGCAAACGUGAUAUGCUACUAA